Rhagoletis pomonella (apple maggot) is the source of this 942-nucleotide messenger RNA. RefSeq lists its product as uncharacterized. The coding region runs from base 170 to 565 and encodes 131 amino acids. The transcript has 2 exons. The record is from RefSeq and is a predicted model, not a curated record. NCBI's taxonomy places the organism in Eukaryota, Metazoa, Arthropoda, Insecta, Diptera, Tephritidae.
ACUCGGUAGAAAACUUUUGCCGUGAAGAAGGAAUCCUGUGGAAGUUUAUCCCACCCCGAUCACCACAUUUUGGUGGUCUGUGGGAGAGCGCGGUGAAAAAUGCAAAACAUUAUCUACGCCGGUCAAUUGGAAACCACAUACUCUCAUAUGAUGAACUUCAUACAGUAGUAUGUCAAGCGGAAGCAAUGGGCGUACCCUCACCGCUAUCCCCGAACCACCACCAGAAUCAGCUCAACUCAGCCUCCUAAAGCGAUAUAAAAUUGUCCAGUGGAUCCAAGUGCAAUUUUGGCAACGAUGGCAGCAGGAUUAUUUGAAGGAGCUGCAGACCAGAUGCAAAUGGCAAUCAGCACAACCCAAUCUGAAGGUAAAUGAUUUAGUAUUGCUGAAAGAUGACUUGGCACCACCACUAAAGUGGCCGAUGGGCCGCAUCAUCGACGUCAUGCCAGGUGAGGAUGGCAGAGUAAGAGUGGUACAAGUAAAAACCGCAGAGGGAAUAUAUAAGCGCUCUAUCACUAAGGUAUGCAAACUUCCAACCGAAUUUUCACCAACUGCAGAAACCAAUUGAAAGCAUAGCUUUCAAGGGGGGAGGAUGGCCGCGCUCCCACCAGAAACUAUGUUCACGCCGCCACUGUUUUCGUAACUGCAUAUUUAUCGUCGAAAAACAACUGUCAAUUAUCUCAUCUCAACAUUUCCCCUACUAACUGUUUUCUUCGCUGCUAGUCAACUCAUCGAAUUAAAAACAAGAACAAAGGUCUUUACGCAUUGCAUUCGUAACAUGCUUCCUAUGCUCACACUGGAAAGCUCUCACCACCACCAACACCACCUGCUUCGUUUUAGUCGUCGUCGCUGCUAGCAUAGCUCCAGCUAAAACCACUCAAUUCAUUGGAUCGCAGACCACCGGACAAAUUACACACUUCGCUUCGUACAUAUAGUUCAAAAUUU